Messenger RNA from Urocitellus parryii (Arctic ground squirrel), 1116 nucleotides. RefSeq names its product DMRT like family C2 (gene Dmrtc2). The record is from RefSeq and is a predicted model, not a curated record. Gene Ontology annotation, cellular component: nucleus. Lineage: Eukaryota; Metazoa; Chordata; Mammalia; Rodentia; Sciuridae. Gene Ontology annotation, biological process: regulation of DNA-templated transcription. Gene Ontology annotation, molecular function: sequence-specific DNA binding.
AUGGAACCCAGUGAAACACCUGCUGUACACCACUGCCCUGCUGACUCUGUCCUGGGAGGUGAGACCAGAGCCCCCCAGAGCACAGAGCUUAUCCCCAGAAGAGCUGUCAGUCGCUCUCCAACCUGUGCCCGCUGCCGCAACCAUGGUGUCACUGCCCACCUCAAGGGCCACAAGCGCCUCUGCCUCUUUCAGGCUUGCGAGUGUCACAAAUGUGUCCUUAUCCUGGAGCGCCGAAGGGUCAUGGCUGCCCAGGUCGCCUUGCGCAGGCAGCAAGAGGCACAACUAAAGAGGCAUCUGGCUCAGGGACUGAUGAGGAGAGGAACAGCCCCUCUCAAAGCUCCCACCCGUGUCAAGAAAGGAGCCACUCGACCAGGGGUCCCCUCUGGAAAGGAGAACAUAGCACCCCARCCUCAGAGCCCCCAUGGGGCAGUCCCACUGGCACUGACACCUCCUGGGAAGAACUCCUGUGGGCCUCUGCUGCUCAGCCGUCCCCCAGAAGCCUUACCUUUACCCUGGACUCCAGUGCCUCCUGGCCCUUGGGGACCAGGGCACUGGCUGCCUCCAGGCCUCUCCAUGCCACCUCCAGUGGUAUGCCGCUUGCUAUGCCAAGAACCUGCUGUCCCUCUACAUCCCUUCCCUGGCUUUGACCCUGGCACCUCCCUCCGGCUGCCCACCCACGGGUCCCUCCCAACCUUCCCAGGAUCUCGCUCAGUACUGACAGCUCCUCUUUCUGGAGAGCCCCAAGGGCCCCCUAGCCUGCCCCACACAUGCUCGACUCUGAUACUCCAGUCCUGUGGCACCCCAGACUCUCUUCUGCUACAGCCACAGGCCCCUGGAGCCUCUCGCCUGGCCUGGACAUCUGCCCCCUCAGAGCGGCAGCUGCAGCGGGAGGCAGCUGAGGCCCUUGUGGGUCUGAAAGAUUCAUCCCAGGCUCCCCGCCUGACCCCUUCUGUCCCCCCCAACCCUGCCUGGAUCUCCCUGCUCCACCCCUGUGGCCCACCAGCUCCUGCUGGAGGAAGAGGAUUCCAACCUGUCGGCCCCUCUCUCCGUCCCAGCCCAGCUCCUUCAGUAUCUCUGCAUAUUGGGCGCCUGGGGUCCAUCUCCCUUCUGAGUUAA